This is a messenger RNA of Temnothorax curvispinosus, 1176 nucleotides long. RefSeq names its product alpha-tocopherol transfer protein-like. The record is from RefSeq and is a predicted model, not a curated record. NCBI's taxonomy places the organism in Eukaryota, Metazoa, Arthropoda, Insecta, Hymenoptera, Formicidae. Gene Ontology annotation, cellular component: membrane. The transcript is spliced from 5 exons. Gene Ontology annotation, molecular function: phosphatidylinositol bisphosphate binding. The coding region runs from base 140 to 1000 and encodes 286 amino acids.
GUACUCUCCUUCGGUGGUGGUGGCUGUAGAUAAAUGUCAAUCGUCCUGCUGGGGACGUCGCUCGGUCGUCAGUUUGAGAAUAGAGCCGGACACAGAAAGGAGCAGCUGGAAGACAAAAAGAAAAAACAGAUCGUGAAAAAUGGCUUUUACUAUGUCAACGGAUCCACCCGGGCCGGAAGCCCGGGCCCUGGCCGAGAAGGAGCUCAGGGAAACUGAGGAGAACGUGAAGAAAGGCAUUGAAACUCUGAGGAAAUAUCUCGAAGAGGACAAAACACUCUAUUAUAGUACCGAUGAUGAUUUCCUCAUGAUCUUCCUCCGGCCUUGCAAAUUUUAUCCGGAGAGCGCGCUGGAGCUAAUGAGACGCAUCGCGGACUUCAAGGUGAAACAUGCGGUUCUGCUGGACAAUUUGUUGCCGAGCGACGAAAAAGAGGCCUUCACCGAGCACAAUAUCGUUAACGUAUUGAAAGACAGAGAUCACAAAAAUCGCAGGGUGAUGGUAGUGAAUUCCGGCAAAGCCUGGAAUCCAUCAAAAGUCACCUGCGACCAGAUAUUUCGUAUGUUCUAUUUGAUACACGAGUUGGCCAUGCAGGAACCGGAGACGCAGAUAUACGGCACGGUGGUGAUAAUGGAUUUCGAUGGACUCUCCAUGAAACAAGUCACGGGAAUGACGCCAUCCUUCUGCAUGAGACUUCUUAGUUUUAUUCAGGACGCGAUGCCACUGCGUUUAAAAGAGGUUCACUUUGUGAAACAGCCGUUCUUGUUUAACAUGGUGUGGCAAAUGUUCAAACCGUUCGUCCGGGAAAAAUUGAAAAAACGCAUGUUCUUCCACGGCACCAAGAUGUCUGCGCUCCACGCGCACAUCCCACCGAGUCAUCUGCCGAAAAACUACGAUGGUGAACUGCCAGAAAUAGAUUACAGCGGUGCCGAUUGGUAUCCAGUGAUGGUUGCUAACGAAAAUAAAGUUAGAGAGUGGAACACUUAUGGACGUCGCAAGAAUUAAUAAACUGAACUUUCAUGAGAUAGUUGCUGUAGAUAUUGUUAAAUAUGUUUCUUCGCAAUUUAAAUAGAUUCUAAACUAUGGACAAUUUAACGUAUUGAGUAUAUGAUAUUUAAAACGUAAUACAACAUAUUUUAUAUAUGAACAACUAUUUUUUAAACAAAAUUGUAUUUUGUAUU